Hypomesus transpacificus is the source of this 2795-nucleotide messenger RNA. RefSeq names its product coiled-coil domain containing 107 (gene ccdc107). NCBI's taxonomy places the organism in Eukaryota, Metazoa, Chordata, Actinopteri, Osmeriformes, Osmeridae. The coding region runs from base 181 to 1203 and encodes 340 amino acids. The transcript has 6 exons. Gene Ontology annotation, cellular component: neuronal cell body; neuron projection; intracellular membrane-bounded organelle. Gene Ontology annotation, biological process: synaptic transmission, cholinergic; protein localization to cell surface. The record is from RefSeq and is a predicted model, not a curated record.
UGCAGGAUUUAAGGAAGUCAAUAGCAGCUGUCUUUUAUCAUUCAAAAAUAGUACGAAAUAUUAUUUGCUCUCAUAAAGAAGCAAAGGAUAUUUUUCAUUUCAAUUUAAAUCUAGUUCAAGCCAGCCCAUCAUACACGUCACUGUUCUUUGGGAUUACUGCCGUUUUACUGUCGCUGAAGGAUGGUUUUGUCAUCAUCACAGCAAGUCGUGGUCGCAUUUACGGUUGUGCUAUUUGCUUUUGUAGUUUUACCAAGAAUGUUCGGCGUUGGAACAACUGGAUCGAAAGAUAAAGCGUUUGAUCCAAGAUACAACAGAAAAGCUGGCCCAGGUCCCGGGCCAGGAGCCGUGAGAGGACAGCCCGUGAGCAUGAAGACCCCCCCUGGCUCCAAAGCUCAGACACUCGAGAAUAUGCAACAGAUGAAGAUGAUGAUGGAGCAAGAGAUGAAGAGCGACAAGUACAAACCUAACAGCAACAAGGGCUAUGUGUUCACACUGAUGCCUCUGUAUGCUAUUGGAGUGGGCUUGUUUGCAGCUUACAAGUUUCUAAAGAUCAAGUCUGCAGAUGACACCAAUAUCCAGAAAAACAAGGUUGCCAAAGGAGCCAAGAAAUCAGAGGAGACAGAGAGCCAGCUUACUGAACUGGAGCAACGACUGGCCCAAACCGAGAAGAUGCUCAACUCUAUCCUCACCCAGCUGGACCCACUGACAAACUGUGUGAAGUCUGUGGCACAGGAGCAGAAGAACGAGAUCAUGUCUCAGCUCCAGACCAUACGCCACCUGAUGAAGAAGAGAGGCAUGGACUGUCCUCCUCUGAACAUCGAAGAACCUUCCUGCGAGAAGAACCUGGACGACCUGAUAGAAUCACUGGCAGCCCAUGAAUCCUUACCUGAGGAGCACACCUCGGUGACCAAGCCACAAGAUGGCGCAGGAGAGGAGAGGGCGGGGGAGCCUCCCCUCCAUCCACAACCCUCAGUGCUGGAGACGGAGGAGACAGAUGCCCAUGGAGAGGCGGAACGCCAGCUGGAAAAGCUUGAGGGAGAGGAGGAGGAAGAGGUGGCAGAGGGAGAUGAGGAGAACAUGGACGAUAGGGAGCUCAUGCCAUCUUUAGAGUGUUCCUCUGACAACAACAUUGAGGACUUGGGGCCUGUUCAGAACAUUGCAGAAGAACCGUCUGGUCUCAGACGGCGCAACAGACCAGAAUGAACGAUCCAUACAUCUUUCAAACCGUACACAAGUUCAGCAAAUGAUUUAUAUUCUUUUAAAUAGCACUACAGUCAUUUAUCAGGGUUGCUUUUUCAUUGAAAAAAAAUCACGAGCAAAACAGCUAGUUAAAACUUAUGUGUCAUGACAAUGUGUGUGCUGGUGUAUCAUUGCCCUGUAUGUAUGCAUUUAAUAGCUUUGUACAUCUAAACUUUACCCUAGCUAUGACAAUUGCCAGUGAAUUUCAGGUCUUAGGUUUUUGUGCUUCACCCGACCUCUGACCUUCUUCUAAAGCUUUCUCGUUAGUGAACACCUGUCAGCGUGGCUUCACCUGUGCUGCUGGUUCUCUGUUUCAUUGACUCAUGGUUUACGGAUGUUCUGUGAGUUCAUAGGACUCUGUUGUCCUUCAAAGCUAAUGCAACUCCAAAACCUGACUGCUACAUGUUAUGCAGAUUUGCACGCCAUAGAAUAGUCCACGCUACUUAAAACACGACAGCCUCAGUAGACAGAAUCUAGUCGAGUAGUUAGUCUUGUGGCAUGUGUUAUGUGGUUUCCAAUAUCUUAUGCAUGUUUCUGUUUUCCUACCAAAAUAGUUUUGUGGUAGGAUGUAUGUUCUAGUGAUGAAUGUGUUCAGAUUGUUUUAGAGGGAAACGAGUGACAAUCAGGAUAGGCUCAUGAAUUUGAUGCUUGAAAUGGCUUGUAAAUGUUUGUUUUUGGUACUUCUUUGUUUGAAAGAAUCCAGUUUAAACAGAAAACAUAAGAUUUAUACACAUUGUAGCGUCACGAGAAGAGCUGACUAGGGCAGGCAAGAGUGAGGCAUUGCAACGGGGUGGGAAGGACCACGCAAAAACAGGUUCCACAAAAAGAGGGCACCAACUUCUCCCUGGUGCAAACUAGCCAGCCAUGUGCCCUUUGUCUCUCUGGUCUCUUCCCCUGCUCUUUCCCCUCCCCCCCUUUUCUAGUUAACUAAAUUAGUUAACUUAAUUAGGUGGUUCACACAUCUACACCUGUUCACUUGGUGAGGGAUUCUGGGAGAUGUAGUGUGGGCCAUUGCCACCACUUUGGGGUGUUGCCACCUCUCUGGUCCAGGGAUGUAACAUCCCUCCACUACCUGUCCCCUGGUGAUGUCACAACAUCCAUUGAUGUGUGGUGUAAAUUUUCCUGGACUGCAAAUACUGUUUCAUAUUUACAGUAUAUUUUUAUAAAAAGUCCUCUGAUGAAGUCUUCAGGUUGAGAUAGUCUCAUUGUGAGAUUUUCGAUUGUGCAUCACAGUUAGCCCUGAGGCUAGCGCAAGUGAGGAAAAACUGUGAAGUGUUUGUAAUAUUGAAGGAUUCAUGUUAAGCAAUCAAUAACCAAUAAUAUACUUCCAGAUUUCAAUCUUAACCUUACAAAAAAGUACAUGAGCUGAUAUUAAAAAUGUCAACACAUAGUUGUUUUUUAAAUUGUGGUCUGCUUAACAUCCUUUGAAAUAAUUUAUUUUGUGUACCUGUUUCCUGUGUAUUCAUGCUGUGUGAUGAAUACUGUGCGUUGAGGGGAAACUGAAGCGAAGGAGCACAUGUUCCAUGCCUUACUAGAAAAUAAAGUUGUGAUGUGUG